AUGUCUUUGUCUCUGUUAUCACACACCUACAAAAUAAGACAUGGAGUAUAUCUCCACGUGCGCUUUAUAAUGUGCCAUCAGCUAACUUCUAAUUCAAAUGGAAAUUUCCUCCUGAGAAAUAAUGUAGAUCAAGAAUACAAAUUUAUGAAAAGUGUAGAACUAUAUAAGCAGAAGUCGUCAUUAGCAAAUCUCCCAUGCGGUGUUUCCACUGCAUUUUCGAAGAGAUUUUCAUCGGACUGUGAGCCGAUUGAGCCACCAGAAACAUGUGUCCCGCCUCCGAAAAGUUUCACAACACUUUGGGCAGCCGAGCGUGCAGCAGCAUUAGCUUUGCUGGUCUUGCUGCCAAUUAAUUUCUUAUGUCCAAUAGAGCCCUUGGAAUUGAUGGCUGCCAUUCUAGCUAUAAUGCACAAUCACUGGGGCAUGGAAGGAGUAAUAGGAGACUAUGUUCGACCAAAUCUUUUUGGUCGACUUAUUCCUAAAUUUGCUCACUUCACUGUUUAUGCGUUUUCAGCAGUUGUUUUGGCAGGUUUACUAGAUCUCAUAUUAAAUGGUGAAGGUUUGAUUAAUACAAUAAAAAAGUUUUGGGCCAUUCAACCCAAAUCUGGUGAACCAAAACCUCCCACUGAUUUGUAG
This is a messenger RNA of Gryllus bimaculatus (two-spotted cricket), 633 nucleotides long. The record is from the annotation of a GenBank genome assembly. NCBI's taxonomy places the organism in Eukaryota, Metazoa, Arthropoda, Insecta, Orthoptera, Gryllidae.